Messenger RNA from Vigna unguiculata (cowpea), 553 nucleotides. Its product is annotated as CLAVATA 3/ESR (CLE)-like protein. The record is from RefSeq and is a predicted model, not a curated record. NCBI's taxonomy places the organism in Eukaryota, Viridiplantae, Streptophyta, Magnoliopsida, Fabales, Fabaceae.
UGCAUAAAAUUUCAAGUUUCGUCAUGAUUAUAUGAUACCAAAAAAUAUAGCAUAUAAAAGCAGCAAAAUGCCCGUGACAUGCUCAUUAAGACUGCAACACUCUGAUUCACUCAAAGUAUGCCACUGAUGAGAAGACAAAUCUUCAUUCAUCUUCUCUUUGCAUGGCUUCUGCUCCCAGCUUCUGCACUCAAUCACGCCACUGCUGAUGUUCAUGCUAUGCACUCAGCUCAUUUCAAGCUCAGAACCCCACCCCCGCAAACUGCGCAUGCCAUUCCUUCAUGGGUUAAUGAAAAGAGUCGUAAAAGCCCAUCAGGGCCUAACCCAAUAGGGAAUCAACGCCCGCCAUCUAAACCAUAGAGGUUGGAAAUACGGAUUCGGCAUCGGUGUUCAGUUUAGACAUCAAUAGCUGUUUGAGAUCAAUAGAUAUAGACUAGCAAUUCUACUGUUGGGGGCAUUGUGUAUGUACAAAAUGGUAAUGAAUUGAAUAUUUGUACUUUAUCAGCUAAUGCAUUGACCUCGCAUAAAGGAAAGCAAUUCUCCACUUAUUAACUAA